This is a messenger RNA of Tripterygium wilfordii, 1806 nucleotides long. Its product is annotated as probable aspartyl aminopeptidase. The transcript has 11 exons. Gene Ontology annotation, molecular function: zinc ion binding; aminopeptidase activity. NCBI's taxonomy places the organism in Eukaryota, Viridiplantae, Streptophyta, Magnoliopsida, Celastrales, Celastraceae. Gene Ontology annotation, biological process: proteolysis. The record is from RefSeq and is a predicted model, not a curated record. Bases 131 to 1585 code for a protein of 484 amino acids.
GUGCACCUUAAACCUAACGCCGACGCUGGAAUCAGAAUCAGUCUUCAUCGUCAGUCUUCGCUCUUCACUUGUUCGUUUGUCAUAUAAAGCAGAGCCCUUAACUCGAAGAAACUAAAUCAAAGCAAAGGCCAUGGCAGCGAAGUGCGAAGGGAGUUCCGUUGCUUCUGAUUUGAUCGACUUCUUGAACGCUAGUCCCACUGCUUUUCACGCUGUUGAUGAGGCGAAGAGACGUUUAUGCCAGGCAGGGUACGAACAGGUUUCGGAGAGAGAGGAUUGGAAAUUGGAAGUCGGCAAGAGAUAUUUCUUCACUCGGAAUCACUCUACUAUUGUUGCAUUCGCAAUUGGUAAAAAAUUUGUCGCUGGAAAUGGAUUCCAUAUAGUUGGUGCUCAUACUGAUAGUCCUAGCCUAAAUUUGAAGCCUGUCUCCAAGGUAACCAAAGGCGGGUUUUUGGAGGUUGGUGUUCAAACAUAUGGAGGUGGUUUGUGGCAUACAUGGUUUGAUCGUGACUUGACAGUUGCUGGUCGAGUGAUAAUCAAGGAAGAAAAAGAUGGUUCUGUAGCCUACUCUCAUCGACUAGUUAGAAUUAAAGAGCCCAUAAUGCGAAUCCCUACACUUGCAAUUCACUUAGACAGAAAUGUUAACAAUGACGGAUUCAAGGUGAACACACAAAGUCAUCUUGUUCCCGUUUUGGCGACAUCGAUCAAGGCGGAACUCAAUAAAGUAGUUGCUGAAAAUGGUCCCGUUGAAGGUGGAGAUGGAAAGAAGUCUGAAGAAAGUACCGCAGCUAACUCAAAGCAUCAUCCACUUCUGCUACAGAUAAUUGCAGAUCAGAUGGGUUGCCAAAUAGAUGAUAUAUGUGAUUUUGAGUUGCAAGUAUGUGAUACUCAACCAAGUACCUUAGGUGGAGCUACAAAAGAAUUUGUUUUUUCUGGAAGGCUUGAUAACCUUUGCAUGUCAUUUUGCUCUCUGAAGGCACUGAUAGACAGUACAUCUUCUGAGAGCAAUCUGGAGGAUGAAAGUGGGGUGAGAAUGGUGGCCUUGUUUGAUCACGAGGAGGUUGGAUCCAAUUCAGCACAAGGUGCUGGAUCGCCUGUCCUGUUAGAUGCUCUAUCAAGAAUCACAAAUUCCUUCAACUCAGAUUCUAAGGUGCUUCAAAAAGCAAUCCAGAGGAGUUUCGUUGUAUCAGCUGACAUGGCACAUGCCCUGCACCCAAAUUAUACGGAUAGGCAUGAAGAAAAUCAUCAGCCCAAGUUGCAUGGAGGACUGGUCAUCAAACACAAUGCAAAUCAGCGCUACGCAACCAAUGCAGUCACCUCCUUCAUUUUUAGAGAAAUAGCUGUGAAGCAUAACCUUCCUGUUCAGGACUUUGUAGUCCGCAACGACUCGGCUUGUGGUUCAACCAUUGGUCCAAUCCUAGCCAGUGGUGUGGGGAUUCGUACCGUCGACGUCGGUGCCCCGCAAUUGUCAAUGCACAGUAUUCGUGAAAUGUGUGCUGUUGAUGACGUGAAACAUUCAUAUGAGCAUUUCAAGGCCUUCUUUGAGGAGUUCUCACAUCUUGAUGCUGUGAUAACAGUGGAUAUAUAAUCUCUCUGCUUCUGGAAGGUCCAAUGCUCAACAAUCUAUACAUACAGUUGUUGCCGUAGCUUUGAUUCCAGACAUGACUGAAGUGCAAAAGCCUCAAAACAUGUUACGUUUAAAUAAAUUUCACUCGCGAGGUUAAUUGCUCGUGUUGUCUCUAGUUUAAUUUGUCUCUUCGAAUUGAAAAUCUGUUUGUGGGUAUUAAUUUAUGUUUGAUUUAGCUUGGA